AUGGGGCCAGAUGGGUUACACCCAAGAGUGCUGAAGGAGGUAGCAGAGGAGCUUGUUAAACCACUCUCCAUCAUUUAUCAGCAGUCCUGGUCUAGUGGGCAGGUCCCAGAGGACUGGAGGUUGGCCAAUGUGACACCUUUCUACAAAAAGGGUAGGAAGGAUGACCUUGGGAACUACAGGCCUGUCAGCCUGAUCUCAGUGCCGGGGGAGGUCAUGGAGCAGAUGAUCGUAAGUGAGAUCAUAAAUGUCUUUGCGAGACUGUGGCACCUUAAAGUAAAUAAGUUUCUUAAGUACUGUUUUUGUUUGGGAUUUUUUUUUUGUUUUGUUUUUUUGCUUUUAAGGUUUACAGCUCGACUGUUAGUAGAGACCAUAUUUGAAAGGGGGAUGACCAUUUGUUUUGCAUAUGGACAAACAGGCAGUGGAAAACCCCAUCUAAGUACUAUGGGUGGUGACUUUUCAGGAAAGAGCCAAGAUUGUUCUAAAGGAAUAUAUGCACUCACAGCUCGACAUGUCUUUUUAAUGAUAAAGAAGCCAAACUAUAAGAAGUUAGAACUUCAAGUAUAUGCAACAUUUUUUGCGAUCUGCAGUGGUAAGGUCUUUGACUUGUUGAACAGGAAGUCAAAAUUAAGAGUGUCAGAAGAUGGUAAACAGCAAGUCCAGGUGGUGGGAUUUCAGGAAUGGGAAGUCAAAUGUGUUGAAGAUGUUCUUAAACUUAUUGAAAUAGGCAACAGCUGCAGGACACCUGGACAGACAUCUGCAAAUGAACGCUCAUCUCGAAGCCAUGCAGUAUUUCAGAUUAUUCUUAGAAGAAAAGGGAAACUGCAUGGUAGAUUUUCUCUGAUUGAUUUGGCUGGCAAUGAAAGAGGAGCAGAUACUUCCAGUGCAGAUAGGCAGACUUGACUGGAAUGUGCAGGUAACAAAAGCCUUUUAGCACUCAAGGAGUGCCUUAGAGCCUUAGGCUGAAAUAAACCUCAUACACCAUUCAGAGCAAGUAAACUUAGUCAAGUGCUAAGAGAUUCAUUCAUAGGAGAAAACUCCCAUACCUGUAUGAUUGCUACAAUUUCUCCUGGGAUGGCAUCAUGUGAAAACACUCUAAAUACAUUGAGACACACAAACAGGUAUGGAAAAUGUUAUUGUUUAUAGCUAUAUGAGCUGUUGGUCACUAAUGUUUGGAAUACUGUU
Molecule: messenger RNA, 1182 nt
Organism: Pezoporus flaviventris
Lineage: Eukaryota; Metazoa; Chordata; Aves; Psittaciformes; Psittacidae
Product: kinesin-like protein KIF2A
Biological process (GO): microtubule-based movement
Molecular function (GO): microtubule binding; microtubule motor activity; ATP binding
Source: RefSeq, a predicted model, not a curated record